UGGGAACUGUCAAACAUAAUUGUUAAAUUCCUACUUACAUAAAAAUGUGUUAAUUUUUUAUAAAGUUCAUAGAUUUAUUUAUUGAAUAUGUUAAGACACGAAAUAUACAAGCCAGAUACAUUUUUAUAUUAUUCUUAUGGUAGCAAUAUGUUUUCAUUUAGAAUUCACAUGAAUAAUCCAAGUGCGGAAUUUGUCUCCAUAGCGCGAUUGGAUAAUUACAGAUUGGAUUUCAUAAGAUAUUCGAAGUUUUGGGGAGGACCAACUGCAACACUGGUGCCCACUGCCAAUGCCCACGUCUGGGGCGUCAUAUGGAGGCUGGGCAUUGAACAUAUGGCUAAGCUUGAUGAACAAGAAGGAAUAGAUAGAAAAAUUUACUAUCCAAAACAUGUUCAAGUCUUAACAUCUUACAUGGGCACUUAUAAAUGUCGCGUGUAUAUAAAUAAGGUGAAUCCGUUACCGCGAUGCGACAACGACAAAAUACCAGCAGAAAGAUGGCCGUCAUGGACUUACAAGGAAGUAAUAAUACUUGGUGCUAUGGAGCACGAGCUGCCCCAAUAUUAUAUCCAAGACUUGGAAAAAAUUAAACAGAAUGGUGACAAAGGGUGUUUCAAGAUGUAUACCCUCUUGUUGAAAUAUGUUAACGAAGAGCCUUGCGUUUGUGAUAUACCGAAGAAAAAGGAGAAGCCUCAAAUUUGGAUUUCAGAGGCUUUAAGGGAAAAAAUAAAAAACAAUAAAAUAACCGGACAGUACCAGUAAAAACCACAAUAUUUAUUAAUUAUAUAAACUUUUUUCACAACAAGGCAGAUGAGCGAGAGGCCAGUAAGAUUGGGAGAAGCAAUAAAAAAAAACAUUUCAAUUAAAAAACAAAUUUUAUUUUAAGAACGUUAUAGACCUUGUUUUUAUUAACUUGGUAUAAAAUAUAUUUAAACAAGGGUUAUUUUUAGGAUACAUCGAUAUUCAAAACUAUUUUUUUCGCUAAUUCUUGUAACUUUUUUAAUAAUAUAAAUAUUAAAAUUAUUAUUAAUAGGUACUCGGUUUUCAUUAAAUUAAAUAUAAAAAUUAUACACUAUAUCUUAAUAGUUUGGUGAAUUUGUAUCUAAACUGAGCAUAUAGCACAACGCCACCCCGACACUACACUCGUACUACAGCACGCACACAAAUCACACGAGGAACACAUCGAUUGGAAAUUAUUUUAUCAGUCCACAUUUACGAAUAACAUAAUCACUAAAAUGAGGUAAAGUGCCCUAAUCAGUGGAAAUCAUAACAAUAAGAAAUACUGAUGCAACGAUUGAAAUAACUUUCACUCAGUCAAUAAAUAAUUUGUUAUUUCAAUAAGUAUCUAUCUAUAAUGUAAUAUUUACAAUAAUUCAGAUUAAGUAACUUCCAAUUCGGCACGGGCAACAUACCGCACAAUCAUCGCCAUGCUCGAUGACGAUACCGACUCGCGAUUCUAAUUCCACAUACCACCUUGCUUGGCUAGAUCGCAAUCAAAUGGAAUGGAAUUGAAUUAAAAUUAUCCGCUACAAUUAUUAUAUUUGUUAAAACCAAAUAUUUUCCCCUGUACUUUAUAUCUGCAAAUCGGGCGUUAACCAUGAUAUGCAUAUUAUAACGAAUAGACGACUAAAGCCCGCAAAUAACGCUGUGUGAGGCAACGUUGUGCGAGACUUAGCCCCAGCCACUCCACGCAAAUGCGCUCACAUCUCACUUAAAGCUGCCCUUAACAAUAAAUAGCUGGCGCCAUCACGCCAGGAACUGGGAAACCUUAACUUAGACAAGUUUUGUGUUGAAAGAGCGACGGUGGAGUGCCUCGGCUGGCUCGUAGAAAGCGACUACAGCCGCUGUAUUACACAGUCAAGUUAUUACUUAACGACACUCCAGCCAAGUUAGCUUCCUAGACGGAUACUGGUCGAGAGCCAUUACGUAUAACAUAACAAUUCGAAUACAAAGCACUGCCUACGCUCGCCUUAUUGUACCCGUUAUAAUAUCAUCAUAAACAGGAACGUAAUCCGAUCUUGUAUUAAGUACCUACUAAUGCUAGAAGACGAACUCGAACUGCAGAAAUUAAUAGUCAAUCCUAUCUGUAACCUUUAUGUAGCAAUGUUGUUAUUUGUCAAAAUUGUAUAAUCUUUCUUUACAAAUAACAAUGUAUGUAACUUACUUAUCGACAGAAUACAGAUAGAUUGAUUAAUUAAUAUUAAUAAUUUCCGCCGUAAAUGGUUAAAUUACACGAAAAAGCUCCCAAUCAGCACCCACCUUUACAGAUUACAAAGUAGAAAAUAUGUUUUGGUAUAUGUGGCGACCUGUAAGUUUUACUUUUGUAACGAGCUUAAGGCACUAUGCAAUUUCUUAAUCGUCGAGUUUCUCAAUUGCUUCAAAUAUUAUUUUUACAAAAACUGGUCAAGUCACUGGAAGAGAAGGUUAAGAAUUAAGACCAAAUGCAAUGCGCCUUGAGCCCUUUUUUGAAUUUGAAACAAAAAAUAUUUGCCAUCGAUUAACAACGUGAACGUAAUCAGUAUUUACUAUACAAUAAUAUAAAUAUUUUUAAUUAAGUUUUCAGAUAUCGUGGAUCAAAUCCAAAUAUCAGACGCGUUUUAUAUAUAAUACGGUGUAUAAACAACAUACGAGUACUAGCAAAUCCAUCUCGAAAUUGUCUACACAAUUUGGCCAUCCUCAUUACUGUUAUUUUGUAACUCUAUUCACAUGCCAACAGGUACGGUUUUACACCUUCCUCUACCUUACAAUUUUAUUAAGUUACCAAUUAUUACAUUGAUUGUCUGAAGUUAACUGCAGGUGUCUAAAGUGUGUCUGUGUGUGUGUGUGUUUGUUGGCAUUUGAUUAGGGUUGUAUAAACUAAAUGGCCGAAAUUAAUAAUAAUAAUCAAUCUAUAAGUCGAUAUCUGUCGAUAUAAGUUACUAAAGUUCGUUAAUGACUGUCAAAAAUCAUAUGGACUUUUUGACAGAUAACUUUGCUAAAUAACUUAUCGACAGGUUACACCGGCACGUAGAUUAUUAAUUUCAGUCGUAAUUUAGCUGUCCUAAAAAAAAGAAAAACUUAGUCAGAAAUACAAAACUACAAUUUUAGAGGUCUCACGUCACAGUAGCUGCUCUAGCAAUUAUUAUUAUUA
Maniola jurtina (meadow brown) is the source of this 3124-nucleotide messenger RNA. Its product is annotated as gamma-glutamylcyclotransferase-like. The coding region runs from base 88 to 756 and encodes 222 amino acids. The record is from RefSeq and is a predicted model, not a curated record. Lineage: Eukaryota; Metazoa; Arthropoda; Insecta; Lepidoptera; Nymphalidae. The transcript is spliced from 3 exons. Gene Ontology annotation, molecular function: gamma-glutamylcyclotransferase activity.